AUGUGGUGCGACGAUUGCUGUGUCAAGAGCCAUAUUGCAACCCCUUUCCACUCAAUCGAGCUCUGGAAUGCAGGCUAUUUCCAAUCAUGCUCGCUCAAGGUUUUAGGAUUGGUAAUCCAAGUUGGCCAUCCUCUUCACCUUCCAUGUGCUCGACCCAUCCCUGCUCGCAAUGACUUCGUCGUGCUACAUCACAACGGCAUACACGAAGUGUCGGUCAAUUAUUGUGGCUGUCGCUGGUCCAAUGACCCUUAUCAUAUCCAACUUCUCCGGGCAGGCAUAUACCCAGCGACAACCGACUCUCCAAGAACAGGCGCGACCUUCGAAUGUCUUGCCGAAUACCAUGCUCUGACGCUUCACGGAAGAUUACCGGGUGGGACUUUUAUCGUUCUUUGGAAACUAGGACAAACGCGAUCGGAGUCAAGCCUCCAGACCGCUAUCAGGUCUUUCUUCGAAUCGCUCGCGAAUACCGACAUCUAUUGUCACUCAAACGAGGUGGACGUGGAUACGACUCCCGGGGCGUGGCGGAUACAGCACCAGGGGAACUCGCGAUUCUUUGCCCUGCAUGCCCGCGUCCAGGCGUAA
Molecule: messenger RNA, 582 nt
Organism: Mycena indigotica
Lineage: Eukaryota; Fungi; Basidiomycota; Agaricomycetes; Agaricales; Mycenaceae
Product: CxC2 domain-containing protein
Exons: 2
Coding region: 1-582 (193 amino acids)
Source: RefSeq, a predicted model, not a curated record